Molecule: messenger RNA, 2614 nt
Organism: Gadus morhua (Atlantic cod)
Lineage: Eukaryota; Metazoa; Chordata; Actinopteri; Gadiformes; Gadidae
Product: 26S proteasome non-ATPase regulatory subunit 11B
Exons: 13
Coding region: 58-1326 (422 amino acids)
Molecular function (GO): protein binding
Source: RefSeq, a predicted model, not a curated record
CUCCCCACGCGAUGCCAGACGUCUCUCCACCACCAGGGGCGGGAUUUGAAUAGCAAGAUGGCGGCCGCAGCGGUAGUCGAGUUUCAGAGGGCUCAGUCCCUCAUCACCACGGACUCCAGCGCCUCCAUCGACAUACUCCACUCGAUAGUGAGGAGAGAUGUCCAGGAGAGUGAUGAAGAAGCCGUCAGGGUUAAAGAACAGAGCAUCCUGGAGCUGGGUACUCUGCUGGCCAAGACGGGACAGGCUGCAGAGCUGGGCGGUCUGCUGAAGUUCGUGCGGCCGUUCCUGAUCUCCAUCAGCAAGGCCAAGGCGGCCCGUCUGGUGCGCUCCCUGCUGGACCUGUUCCUGGACAUGGAGGCGGCCACGGGCCAGGAGGUGGAGCUGUGUCUGGAGUGCAUCGAGUGGGCCAAGACGGAGAAGAGGACCUUCCUCAGACAGGCGCUCGAGGCGCGACUGAUUUCGCUCUACUUUGACACCAAGAAGUACCCGGAGGCCCUUUCUCUCGGCACCCAGCUGCUCCAAGAGCUGAAGAAGAUGGACGACAAAGCUCUGCUGGUGGAGGUCCAGUUGCUGGAGAGCAAGACCUACCACGCUCUCAGCAACCUGCCCAAGGCCCGCGCGGCCCUCACCUCAGCCAGGACCACCGCCAACGGCAUCUACUGCCCCCCCAAGCUCCAGGCAGCUCUGGACAUGCAGUCCGGGAUCAUCCACGCAGCUGAGGAGAAGGACUGGAAGACGGCCUACUCCUACUACUUUGAGGCCUUUGAGGGCUACGACUCCAUCGACAGCCCCCGGGCGGUCACAGCACUGAAAUACAUGCUGCUCUGCAAGAUCGUCCUCAACUCACCAGAGGAGGUGCCUCUGCUGAUCAGUGGCAAGCUGGGCUUACGGCACGCCGGGCGACAGACAGACGCAAUGAAAUGUGUCGCCCAGGCCAGCAAGAACAGAUCAUUAGCGGACUUUGAAAAGGCGCUAACGGAGUACAGAUCAGAGCUGAAGGACGACCCCAUCAUCAGCUCCCACCUGGUGACGCUCUACGACAACCUGCUGGAACAGAACCUCAUCAGGGUCAUCGAGCCCUUCUCCAGAGUACAGAUACUUCACAUAUCAGAAAUCAUCAAACUCUCAACGGGGGAUGUGGAGAGGAAACUGUCACAGAUGAUCCUGGAUAAAAAGUUCCACGGGAUCCUGGAUCAGGGCGAGGGGGUCCUGAUCAUCUUCGACGAGCCGCCGGUGGACAAGACAUACGGAGCCGCCCUGGAGACCAUCCAGAACAUGAGCAAGGUGGUGGACGCGCUCUACAACAAGGCCAAGAAGCUGACAUAGAACAAGCGGUGACCACAGCAGAGAGAUGGAGGAGGUGUGUGUGUGCGUGUGACCCGCGUGUGUAAUAUUUUAAGAAAGGGACUAGGGAGAGCGACAACCGUCCCCCAAACUGCAUCAAACCGGAUUCCCAGUGCCCAAUCGAAAGAUCUCUCCCUCUUCCCGCCCGCCCUCCCACAACGGACAAACUUCAUCAUCAUCUCCUUGUCUCUUUGUUUUUGUUUUUGAUAUCCAUGCAGGAUUCUGUACAACACGCACUGGUCCCAGCAGGCCAUCAGGGAAAACAGUUCAACCACCAAUAAAUGAUUACAAGUUUCAGAAUACAUAUGUUCUAUAAUAUAUAUCGUAUACAGAAGAUUGGGCUUACAAAGCCCUACUUUAACUCCACUGCAACCUCAAGGGUGUGACCUCCGCAACCUGUUUGUAAUGUAAUGUGCAGGCACACGGUUUUCUGUCCUCCUGGUUUAUAUUCUAAAGAGGCACAUUGUUUUUAAGACGUUCAGACACUAGGCAUCCACCGAUUUAAAGUGUUGGUCAAACAGCGCCCUCUAGUGUACUGGGCCCGCCAUAUCAACGCCAACCACCUGCUCCCGCUCCAGAAGCUCAACAACAUAUUCACCCUCUCCCUGAUGUUGCCCUUUCUCUUGUUCUUCGUCUGCUCGUAUAAAUCCGCCCAGUGGAUCCAGCCCUUCCACGGUGGCCACUGAUUUCACCCUUCUGUUUGCCAAUGGUUUUUCAUGUAUAAGUAAGAAAGGCAGAAGUGGAGAUGGUUCAUGGCGACGUCCGACUAACCCCUAAAAUCAGUUCUUCAUUCUUAGUUCCUAGCGCAAGUGGGAUAUGCUAGUAACAAGUCAUUUGUAUGGUUUUCAUUAUUUCAACCCCCAAUCCCCCCUGUCAUUUAUGAAGUCAUUUUUGAAAUAAAUAUUUUGUAUUUUAAGGAUUUUGUCUUGCCUCUUGCAAAAACAAGAUAAGCGUAAUGAAUUUAAUUGGUAUGAGUGACAGGAUAGGCCUACAUAUUUGAGAGGCUGCUAAAAGUUUAAGGGUCAGUAGUAAGUCUCAAUUGAAUGCCCCUUUCAGUGUCUGAACUAUACGUUGCACUGGGUUGACCAUGUGCCUGUAUUUAAUAUCAAUGGGGGGUGGGAAUAAAACAUAGUGGAGGCAAAUAAUCCUCGUGUUAUAGGGUUUGAGAUUUGACCACUGUUUGAAAUUCAAUUAUGAUUCUUUUUCUGCUGUUGCCAAAUGGUGUAAGGCCGCACGACAUUAAAGGGCAUUAAAUGACAGUUAACAAUGA